AUGGCCUUCACACUGUCAGAAAUCAUGGCGGCAAGGCGGCAGCAGUCCCAGGCCCAGUCACACACUCAGCGAGGCAGCAGGGCGGCUGUGGAGGUAGAUGAGUACAGCACCAACCCCACACAGGCCUUCACCUUCUACAACAUCAACCAGGGCCGCUUCCAGCCACCGCAUGUCCACAUGGUGGACCCGAUGCCCAACGACACUCCCAAACCUCCAGGCUACACACGCUUCGUGUGUAUUUCAGACACUCAUUCACGCACAGAUGCCAUCCAGAUGCCGUACGGAGACGUGUUCAUUCAUGCUGGAGAUUUCACCGAGCUUGGGCUGCCCUCUGAGGUCAAAAAGUUCAAUGACUGGCUAGGUACUCUGCCCUACGACAUCAAAAUAGUGAUUGCUGGGAACCAUGAGUUGACCUUUGACCAGGAGUUCAUGGCAGACCUCAUUAAACAGGACUUCUACUACUUCCCUUCAGCCUCCAAGCUGAAGCCUGAGAAUUAUGAGAAUGUCCAGUCGCUGCUCACCAACUGCAUCUACCUGCAGGACUCUGAGGUCACUGUGCGAGGCUUCAGGAUAUAUGGUUCUCCAUGGCAACCAUGGUACUAUGGCUGGGGCUUCAACUUGCCGCGGGGUCAGGCUCUUCUCGACAAAUGGAACCAGAUUCCAGACAACACAGACAUCCUGGUGACGCAUUGCCCCCCACUGGGUUUCCUGGACUGGGUUCCUAAAAAGAUGCAGCGUGUUGGAUGCAUGGAACUGCUCAACACAGUUCAGAGGAGAGUCCAGCCCAAAUUUCAUGUGUUUGGACACAUCCAUGAAGGUUAUGGCAUGAUGACAGACGGCACCACAACUUUCAUCAAUGCCUCAGCUUGCACGGUGAACUUCCUGCCCAUGAACCCACCUAUCGUCUUCGACCUUCCCAACCCCAGGACCACAUGACUGCAGAUGGCUGGAGCCCAGACCCCAGCCGUCCGCCAGGAGAAAGGAGCCCAAAGAGGAAGUUGAGUAUGAAGGGCUGGACAGAUGGCGGUGUGUAAAUAUAAUCCUGGUGUGUGUUUCACAGAGUGCCAUAGUGGCAGACUGAUGCUUCCUCAGGCUUUCACCAUUAUUCCAUGUGCCAUAACUACUUCUUCAUGUUAACACUGGGCUUGAAAAGCAGAUGCAUGGACUCAUGGAGAGAAACAUUAAUAUGCAGACAAUUUGUAACAUUUCUGUGUCCUUGCUGCACUGACAAUCUGAUGCUGCUGUCGGAGACAAAAGAGACUUCAUUGUCAGUUCAUUAAAAUUAACAGUGAAACAGUCCAACUCUUCAUGUACACUAGAGCCUUGGCUGAGCAGCGACGGAACGUUUGCCAAGAGGAUUUCACACCACUCUUCCUACUUUUCAACUUUAAUUUCCCAUGUCUUUCCCAGUCCCCUGCACACACACAGACCGUCCCGUCUCCCCUUUUAUGCCUCCGCUUCCUCUCGUCUCCUUAGGGCCAAAGCAUGCUGGAAUGUGUUUUCUGUGUUUUUCUUUUUUCCCAUUGGCAUGUUUGCACAUGCAAGACAUCAAAGGAAGUGUACAAGGGCAGCGAGAGGUCUCUGCCUCAGGCUGACAGUAUGUUGGGGUGUCAGAUGUGUCGACACUACUCUCUGGGGCUCAUUACAGCCUCAGGUGAUUCUCUUAACCAGCUGAAAGGCAGAAACAGGGUGUAUAUCCUCCCUCUGUACCACUGCUCCUCCACUGAAGAGGAUCUUCACCCCUCCCGCUGUGACUAGCUCAGAAUGUAGCUGGUGCUGUCUGAGAGCUGAAAGAGACCACCAUUAAACCUGAAGGUGCUACACGCUAACACUGCUGUCCGUUCAAGACAAGCAACGCUGGAACACCGGAAGCAGCAGCUGGCGUUUCAGACUCCUCAGUUACUGUGUUUGUAGGAGGACUGGACAACCUGGUUCUUUCAGUCAGGAGAGCUGUAACAACAUACUGUAACUGAUAUUUGUAAAGUUCCUCCCUCGGAAUAAAGAAGAGCUUGAAGCUCUUAAAUGCUGUUGCUAUGCUAUGCUUUUUCAUUGAAAAAAAGUUAAUAAUUGUGGUUGUUACAUUUCAUUUGGUCUAUUUCUUAGUAAUGUAAAUGCUUGCUGUGGUAUUUAUUCUUUUUGUUUAGCUGUAUGUAUUGAUGAACUCUUUAAUGUCUUUUGUAUUUAAAAACAAAAAAAGUAGAUAAAAAUUUGUAAAAUUGUUUGGAUUUUUUCAAGGUUCUAUCUUGUAGAUUUGGUCGUCUAAAUAUGCUGAGCAUAACGAGACCAGGUCACUCUACGAUCUGUCUGCACUCCAACGAUGUGUGUGAACAUUCCUCAGUUUAUUCCUCUUCAUUCUCUCCUGCUUCUUCUUAAGUCUGUCUAUUGCACUACUAUUACAUCUUAAGGAUAUUUUUGAAGUUAUGAAUAAUGAAUGUACACCAGCAGCAUAUAACUGUUUUACUCUACUGUGCUAUAACAAAGUGUCAUUGUGCUUUCAAUUUUAAGGGCCCUUUAAAUCAGAAUUAAUACUUCAGAAAUCAGAAGUCUAAGAUUGGUUCUCAGCUCACAUCCAAUUCACUCUCUGCCACAGAUAAAACCUAUGGAAAGUUGCAGUUACAGUUUAUUUCUAAAUUCUAUAGGAUCAUCUCAUAUCAGACUUAAAAAUAGAAAUGCACAAAGUCUUUGUGGUAUCUCAUCUCACAAGGGUGGUUUAUUUAUAUAACAACAUUCAUACACAAGAAAAUCUCAGAUCUUGUUUAGGACAUCAAAGUAAAGACAAAAAGAAAAUAAAUCAUAAAAGCAAUGGAUUGAAGAUGUUAAAAUAUAGAUAUUUAAGGCCGAAAGGAACUAAAUAUUUCAAACAGUUCAUUAGUCUGAUAUUUUGAAAAGUUGCUUUAAAUCAUAAUAUUUUCAGUCUUGAUUUAAAGGAACCAACAGUUUCCACACACCAUAAGUUGUCACUGAGUAUGCUCCAGAGCUGAGGAGCAUAGGACCUCCAUGCUGCCUCACCUUGUUUAGUUCUGUUCCUGAGAACCAUCUCUGGUUUCUACAGACCUGGAAUAGGAACAUCACUUCUGGUCUCAACAGUUCAUACUUGACAAGCAACCAAUGAAGUUGCUGCCACCUGCAAUCCUUUGUGCUCAUGACCAAAGCCAAGACAAUAUUAA
Messenger RNA from Xiphophorus couchianus (Monterrey platyfish), 3167 nucleotides. RefSeq names its product metallophosphoesterase domain containing 1 (gene mpped1). The coding region runs from base 1 to 936 and encodes 311 amino acids. The record is from RefSeq and is a predicted model, not a curated record. NCBI's taxonomy places the organism in Eukaryota, Metazoa, Chordata, Actinopteri, Cyprinodontiformes, Poeciliidae. The transcript is spliced from 6 exons. Gene Ontology annotation, molecular function: hydrolase activity.